Molecule: messenger RNA, 2073 nt
Organism: Anopheles marshallii
Lineage: Eukaryota; Metazoa; Arthropoda; Insecta; Diptera; Culicidae
Product: nose resistant to fluoxetine protein 6-like
Exons: 5
Coding region: 1-2073 (690 amino acids)
Molecular function (GO): acyltransferase activity, transferring groups other than amino-acyl groups
Source: RefSeq, a predicted model, not a curated record
AUGUUGGUUUGGAGGUUUUGGCUGUUUGGCUGUUUCGUACCGUACGUUCUCGCGCGUAACGAUCAACGUCCAUCAAUCGACUUCGCCGGUAUAGUGGGCAGGCUCCAAUCACUCGACAUCCGUCAGCUGCACAACGAAACACGAUGCGAUCAACAGCUGUUAGCGCUGGUGGCCGGCAUACAGGCGAAAGAGUUUUGGACAGUGAAAUUGCUAGAUUCCUGGGGUAAAUGGCCGGCCGGUAUCUUCGCGGGUAAUCUGUACGAACUAGGGCAUUACGAUCAGUGUGUUGACUUGCGCCACGAGCACAGUUCACCCACCAUAGGCACGAUACGAGGCCGUUACUGCUUGCUGACUGUGCCACUCGACAACUUGUUACCCACGAGUCCUGCAACGCAGCGUAUAAUGCCCGGUACGUCUGGGAAGAUUUGGGCCGCACAUUUGGGUGUGUGCAUACCGGCAGCCUGCACGGCCGAACACUUCCAAGAGUUUCUCAAUGCUACCGUCCCCAGUCUUCCACCUAUAAUGCUUAAUUGCAAUGCACUUGCACCAACACUCAGCACUGCCCAGUGGGUUACGAUAUCCAUUUUCGGCACGAUUGUGCUGCUAGCGGUAGCGAGUACUCUCUACGAGACUGUCACACUAUGUCGGAGUCAGACACCGCACCGAAACUUAAUCAUCUUUUCGCUCUACUGCAACGGAAGGAAACUGCUGGCGACGUAUCAGCGAAACCAACAGGUGGCAUCAGUCAAGUCCAACACAAUGGACUGCAUCAACGGUAUACGGGUUAUAUCGAUGGUGUGGGUUGUAUUUAGCCACAACUACGUCCGUAUCGGUAUGCAGCCCAUCAUCAAUUCGCAUGUCAUUCUAUCGUGGCUUGAAUCGUACCACAGCGUACUCGUCGUGUCGUCUACCGUGUCCGUAGAUACGUUCUUUCUGCUGAGCGGUUUGCUCACGUGCUGGAGCAUACUGAACGCACUGGACAGGUCCGGGAAGCUCAAUCUACCCAUCAUGUACCUGCACCGCUACCUCCGUCUCACACCGGCCCUGGCCGCACUCGUUCUCUUCUCCGCGACACUCAUGCGAUACAUCGGCUCUGGUCCGUUUUGGGACGGCGCCAUGUCACUGACGGAAGAUUCCUGCCAGCAGUACUGGUGGUCGGCACUGCUGUACGUGCAGAACUACGUCAAUCCGCAGAAUGUGUGUCUCGGUCACACCUGGUACCUUUCCGUCGACAUGCAGCUGUACCUGGUCGCACCGUUCCUCAUUUAUCCACUGUGGCGUUGGGGCCGCCGGGUAUUGUUCGUAGUUGUGGCACUGAUCGUUGCCUCCAUGGUCUCGGUGUGCGUGCUGUUUUACGUGCACCAUCUGCGGCUCUCCUUUCUGGCGGUGGAUGAGGAACGUUUGCGUCACGUAUACACAUACUACCCAACGCACACGCGGGCCGGUGCAUGGUUGGUCGGUGUGAUAUACGGGUAUGUGUUGCAGCGCACCAAAAAACACUACGUACAGCUCUCGCGCUGGUACGUUGCGCUCGGCUGGGCGCUAGCGUGUACCGCCGUGUUGACGAUACUACUCGCCGACCAUCCCAUCCAGCAGCCGGACUACGGAACCUUACCACAGGCGGUGGACGCCAGCUACGAGUCACUCAGCCGGGUCUUUUGGGCUGUCGCCAUCGGGUGGAUUGUGUUCGCGUGCGUGAACGGAUACGGUGGACCGAUCAAUGAAUUUCUCGGCGCGACGUUCUGGCAACCGCUUGGUCGCUUGUCGUACGCGAUCUAUCUGCUACACUUUCCGAUCCAGAUUAUGAUGGCAGGAUUUGCCCGUAUACCGUACUACUUUACCGAUCUCUUGGCCGCAUAUCAGUUUUGGGGCGACAUUGGCUUCACGCUGACAGUCGCACUAUUCUGGACGCUGCUGUUCGAGUCUCCAAUUAUCGGUGUGGAACGGAUGCUAUUUGGACGUGGUCGAGAACCAUCAAAGAAGUCUUCAGAAAAACCUAAUACAGUAAACACUGACGAAAGCCGAGUGAUACCGAAAUCUCUCUCACUAACAAUUCAAACUGCACGCAUGUAA